CACAACACUAUGGACAACAAUGGCGACUGCAAGAGAAGUCUCCCUAAACUAAGAGAGAUUUUCACAAGACAGAGACAGGAUUCAGAUGCUAUGUCUGGGGAAUCCACGUCCCCCUGGCUAGGGGGUGAGAUACUUAUCGUGAGAAUCAUGGUCUGCCUCCAUGUGGUGAGGACACAUUAACCAUUGCACGUACUAUGAGAGCCUCUUCACCUCCAGCAUCAGCGGCUGAUCUUAUAGAGCAACAGAAUAACCAGAAAAGGAGACCAUUCAGAAGGGGACUGAUGAAGCAGAGCAGCUUAGAUGACAGUGUUGGUGAGUUGGAUCUUACUGCUGCAGCUGAUGAAGAUGAACAACCUCCCACUGAUAUGGAUGAACCACCAGACUUGCCUCAGCCGCCCUCACCAAGACCUGGAACACCCAUUAAUAACAACAGCACCAAUAAAGGAUUACCAUGGACUCCAAAAGUACGACAAAAGGACAUAGACUCAUUUUUAGAUUCGACUCGUGUGAAGUUUGUUGGUUUUCAGCUUCAGGGGGACAGGACCUCUCUAGCUGGUCUUCCACAGCCUAUCCAUGAAGGAGUUAAAGUGCUUUCCAAAGUAAGAAUUUAUCUUUUAUUUUUGUGUAUAUAGAUCUAUAUUUAUAUUUUCAGUGUGAAUGUACUUUUGUCAUAAUGUGGGCUGUAGUGCUAAUCAGGGCUAUUUGGACCUUUACAAGUACUGGGCAAAAAAGUCCUACUUACUUGUUUCAUACAUAAUGUUUAUGUAAAUAAAGCAUUAGUGGUUUUGAAUGGUCUGAGCAAUGCAAAAAAAGAUUUUGUAUUUCAUGUGUGAUUAUGACUGUAAAAUUUGAUGCAUCAAGGAAGUUAGUAUGAAAAAUAUAGAGGCAUGUAUAAACUCAGUGAAAUAAACAUGUCAGUAAACUUUGUUUCCUGAUAUUCAUGUUUUGGCCAUGUUUACAUAUUGCAUUGCCACCGCAUAAUAUUUUUGUUAUCAUAGGGAGGAAUGAUAAGUGUUUAUCAUGUACUUUCACAUGGAAAGUCAGUAUUUGUGUUGCAGCUAGCAUUUGAUUAUAUGAAAUGAAACAUUGAUACCAAUUGGCAAUUAGUGAACUAAAUGAUACUGAAGGAAGGCACUUAUUGUAUUUGCUACAGGCAAGUUAUUUCGUGAUUAAUGCAUGCAUAAGUUGACUACUUGCUCUUAAGAAUAACCUGUGCAGUAAGACAUAUUAUUCUGCCUUUCCUAUGUGAUUAUGAUUGAAAAAAAUUAUGUGCUAACUAAAUUACAAAUAGUAGUAAUAAUUUGCAAGAAGUGCAUAAGCAGUAACGAUGGACAUGUGUACCAAAGUAUUUUGAACAGUUUGCAGUCAUAGGUUUUGUGCAUACUUAUCGACAUUGCAAAUGCGGGUAAUUGGAGGGUUUUUCGUAUACUUGAAAGUAGAAUAACAAGAAUACACUAGCACUUAUGUUUUUAGUUUACA
Penaeus vannamei (Pacific white shrimp) is the source of this 1479-nucleotide messenger RNA. The record is from RefSeq and is a predicted model, not a curated record. Lineage: Eukaryota; Metazoa; Arthropoda; Malacostraca; Decapoda; Penaeidae.